This is a messenger RNA of Branchiostoma belcheri (Belcher's lancelet), 2259 nucleotides long. RefSeq names its product F-box only protein 7-like. The coding region runs from base 272 to 1981 and encodes 569 amino acids. The transcript has 10 exons. Gene Ontology annotation, molecular function: protein kinase binding. Lineage: Eukaryota; Metazoa; Chordata; Leptocardii; Amphioxiformes; Branchiostomatidae. The record is from RefSeq and is a predicted model, not a curated record. Gene Ontology annotation, biological process: positive regulation of autophagy of mitochondrion; autophagy of mitochondrion.
GGUCAGGCAUGAGCCGUCUUUACACUGUCAUAUUUGCAGUAACUAUCGUCAACAGAUCAAAAUGAAUGCUCUUCAGAUUGUUUGGUCACGGUUUAUUUGGAUUCCAUCCUUCAAUGCAAAAAUGUACGGCCCCAUGAAUAAAGUAGACCACGCCGUUGACCCCGUGACCCGAAGAUGGCCGACUGCCAACACCUGAGAAUGUGACUGGCAGAAAUAAACGUCUGCGUAGUUCCCACAAAUGACGUUUGUUUCAGCACUGGAGUGAGACAUUAUGAAGUUACGAGUGAAGAUCAGUGGAGAGAAGACACGAGUAGACGUGGGACAGGACUGUCGCACACUGGGCACGCUCAGAAGCCUGCUGGCUCCUGUCCUGUCUCAACAGUUUGGACUUGGAGAUGACAGGUCAUUUGAGAUAAGCUUGAAUGGUCGAGAUGCGCUUGUUGGUGACGACAAACCCCUUUCUGAUCUCGGUAUCGUCUCUGGCGACCUCAUACAUAUCCUCCUACCAGCCGCUGACCCCCAGCCUUCAACCAAUCACAACACUCAUCCACAGGCACAGGACCACUCCUCCCCAGAACACCCCCAGGCUCCCACCAAUCACAGAGCUCGGGAUCAUUCCUCCCCAGAUCAAGCUAGUGGACUGAGGGGUGAAACAGAUGACACGAAAAAAGCAAAAAAUGCUGCAACCUGCGGAAACGAUGCCAAACCAGCCAACCAAGAGGAUACAAGUACAUCUGACUCAGUACAGGCAGACACCCUUGUUAAGGAGGAUGAGAAAGAAAGUGUGUUGAUGGACAAAGAAGAAGAAUCAGCAGACAAUAAUGGAGAUGACAAAGGACUUGAGAUGGAUGUGGAGGAAGAGGGAGCUGAGAGCCUAUCAAUGGAAGGCGCGGGGGUGGGAGGGGUCCCCUCUGAACCGAUGUUGUGUCGGGAAGCCACGGUAGACUCCGUGCCACUGGUCCUACAACAAGUCUACCGUGCCAAUGAUGUCAGGAGCAGACAUGACGCCCUGUGUGUGGUGCUGCAUGUGCUCAUGAUGGAAAGUGGAUUCUCAGCAAAGGACCCAUCUUCUCCACAAGAGCAAGACAGCAUCAAUGGAUUUACCCUUCCUCCUGGUUGGAAGUCACCAGGAAUGUACAAGAUGACCUACAGACACAUGGCCUGUGAGGGGUCAUCAUGCAGUCUCACGCUGGUACCUAUGGGGUCCCUUUUGAUGGCUCAUGGUGUGGUUACAGGGAGCAAUCCCAGCAUGCACCACCAGGUCCAGCUGAGAACUGACAGUUUCACCUUCCAUAUUCUACAAGACCCUAACAGAGCCUACAAGAAUCUUCCCCAGUUGUCUAAGGUGUUUAAGGACUCUGUUGCUCAACCACUACUGGCUGACAUGAGGCAAUUACUGGGUCUGCCUGCCCUGCAUGGUCUUCUGGCCCUGUCAGCAGAAAUUCAGUUGAUGGUGUUACAGCACCUUGAUGUGUUAAGCCUGGUCAGACUGUCAGCUGUCUGUAAAGACUUGAACAGUGUUGCCAACGACCAAAGUCUCUGGAGAUUCAGGUACCUGAGGGACUUUGGAGAGUUCAAAAAUAAAACAUCAACCCUGGAUUGGAAAGAGUUGUACAAGAAGCACUACCAGGACCGUAAGAAGGCGCGGGAAUGGAUGCGUCACCAGCGAUCCUUCCACCCCCCACCGCCCCCCUGGGCCAUCCCCACCCCUCCCCACUCCUUCCCCCCAACCUACCCCCCUGGCUUCAUCGGAGGGGACUAUGACAGAUACCCCCCUGGGAUGCCCGGGGCAUUCUUCCCCCCUGGGUUGGGGAGGGGGUUCAGCCCCUCUCAGCCGAUCAGACCCCCUCCCCUGGGGCCCCGGUUUGACCCCAUUGGUCCGUUACCCGAGCACCAGGUCAUCCCGGGCCGUGGCAUGAGGGACGGGCGGGGCAGGAUGGGACCGUCUCCGUCAUUCGGCUUCAUGCCUAAAUUCUUCUAACUACAGAAACCUCUACAACUGUCUGUAGCUUAGGACAAAGGCAAAAUACUCAUCUGUAUUUUUGAAUGUUACACAGUCUGGCAUUAAAGGUGUUCAAUCAAGCACUGUAAACUAUGGGGUAUUGAAAGUACAGGUCUAAUCAUGUUAACAACCAUUUGUAAAAUUAAUGUGACCAGUGAUGGUUGGUGUCAAUAAAACAAGCAGCACUAUUGAGCACAAUGUGAGAUGAGUUGAUACUGUAUAUUCUAGAAAGUGUCAGAAGAUUAACAUAGUUAAGU